CUCACGUCAGAUCCUGUCACAAGGUAAACAUAGAUGCUUCAAAGUUAACUCUGGGUGCUUCCUCUUUCUGUUGUCGUUACUGCUAGCUAGUAAAAUUAACGAAACAGUCGUCAUUGUCGGACAACUUCAAAUGGGUAGUUGAUACGAUGAUCAGAUGAUAUCAAUUUGUGAAGAAUUGGCAAUGGAUAAUCUGUAUAAACUGCCAACGUUUCCUCCUGGUCGUGGGUUUGCUAGCUAAAGACGUUAGCUGCCUGCUAUCCUUGUAGCUAAAGCCUUCUCCGUUUGUAGUUAGCUAACUCAGCUCAGCCAGCUACGGGAGAAUAACAAUUAGCUAAUACAGCCACUUGUCAGCACAGUUCAUUGUAGCUAGCUACAUAAGUUUGACAGUUAACGUUAUCUAAAGAGAAUGGCGUCGUCAUUUGUGAUUGGAAACACAUUUCGAGAGAGGGUAAGAGACUUGCUGGAGAACGAUGAGUUUUCAGUUCCAACGGAACUACAGAAAGAAGUGGAGGAUAUUCUUCAACAGGAACAACCGUCAACUCUGUCCUUCAGAACGGCUAGGAAACUUAAUAAAUGCCUGCAAGACAAUGGUCAACCUUUCUACCUUCAUGAGUUUUUGGAGGACAGCUCAUUGCACCUGCCUAAGGUUGUAAUGCCCCCCAGAAACCCUAUGCUUGUGGCUCGUCUGGAACGAAUCAAAGCCAAGUUGGCCAAUGAAGAAUACAACAGGAUCACACGGAAUGUAAACACUCAGCAAAUUAAUCGUCAUGAGACACUGGCGGACUUUGGGAGAGAAGUGCGCUCAGCCAAAGCUGCAGUUGUGACGGUCUUAAACUUCCUAGUGACAGUGGCGGCGACGUUCGCUUGCGCCUAUCUCGGCAGUCAAUACCUCUUCACAGAGACAGCGGCGAGGGUGAUAUCUGCAGUGAUUGCUGCGUCCGUAGUCGGCCUGGCAGAGCUGUAUGUUCUGGUACGAACCAUGGAGGGAGAGCUAGGAGAACCAUAGCACCAGUCAGUGUUCUUCUUAUCAACAAAAUACUUUCCUGGAGAACAAUGCCCUUAUCUGACCCACCAGUGGACUUCAAAACAGAAAUCAAAGGGGUUGAGUGGAAGUUGACAUGACCACAAAACUAUUCAUAGGAAUUGUCCCACGUUGUUCGCAUAUUGAAAACAGAUUAGUGUGAAGAUCUUGAAUGUGACCCAGAUGUAAAAGUUGUUUGUGUUUUACCAUCGCUGCUCUAUGAUGAAGUUAACGCCAUGUUUCACAACUCAUUUACUAAUGUGGACAAAAAAAGUUGGGAUAUUUAUCUAUUUAUUUACAUCCAUUAUGCUUUUAUAGGGCCUGUUAAAUUACCCCCCUUCAUAACAUUUGUUUGAUAAUUUCCUACUUAGAUGGAACAGGGAUUUUUUUUAAUACAAUAGCUUAUUCAUACUGUACUUUCACGGUCCUUCAGUUUGUCUGUAUAGUCAGUAUUGUUUGUCUGUUCAAUAAAAUUAGCGCCCAGGUAAUUCAA
Salvelinus sp. IW2-2015 is the source of this 1514-nucleotide messenger RNA. Its product is annotated as transmembrane protein 199. NCBI's taxonomy places the organism in Eukaryota, Metazoa, Chordata, Actinopteri, Salmoniformes, Salmonidae. Gene Ontology annotation, biological process: vacuolar proton-transporting V-type ATPase complex assembly. The record is from RefSeq and is a predicted model, not a curated record. Gene Ontology annotation, cellular component: endomembrane system.